UGUCGCUCACAGCCGGCGCCGUCCCGCUUUCUGCUCUCCUUGAGCGCGCUAUGCCGCCUGCACACCAGGGGGCGGUGUCGCACUUCGGGGCGUGCUCUUCUCUAUGCCCGAUCGCUGAUUGGUGAGCAGUGCAGAGCGCUCACUCCUACUUCCGGUAGAGUCGGGUCCGCGUGCUUGCCGCUUCCGGUCAGGUUCUGGUCCCGGGUAGCACCUGCACUGCCGAGCUCACGUACCGGGCAUCACGAUUUCCCCCCUCCUCCUCCGGUAUCUCGAUGGAGUUCCCGGGAGUGCUUUUCCCUUCUUACUUCGGCUGCGGCCCGCCCAAGGACGAGGGGGGCCCGGCUCCGGCCGCCGGCUGGGGGGAGCGCGGGAAGGUGCUGGAGGCCGGGCCCGGACAGCGACAGGUGCUGCCACCGCUUGUGCCCCUCCGCGGCCACGAGGGCGAGAGCUGGGCGCCGGCCGAGGCCGCGGCAGUGCCGCUGCUGCCACCCAAUAUGGGUGAGGGUCAGAGGGUGCGUGGGGGCCGAGAAUGGGGCUGCCACCUGGUGUCAGGACAGCCUUGGCAGCCGCCCUCCCCACCGCCCCCUGCCCCCCCCGCAGGCUGCUGGGUCCCCACUGUCACCCCUCGGGAUAUCCUCUACCACGGUAUCCUGCACAGAAAGCUGCGGACUGGGAGGUCUGGGGCUGCGUUGGACUUUGCCAAGCAGCUGGGGCACUUCUUUGUGGAUCACCCUGAGGACGCCUUCAGCUCCCUAGGGCGACUGCUGCACAAGAACUUCCACCUGGGAGACUCCAGGCUCAGGAAACGCAGUGUCCGGGACACAACCAUCCGCAUGACAUCCCUGGUGGAAAAUAUCAACCAUAUGGAAGCCAGGCGUGGCUGCCCUCAGCAUCAAUUUACCUCCCGCCUGCGCUUGUUCUCUCACCUGUGCCGGGACUGGCUCUUUGAGGUGCCACUGGGGCUGCUGGCCGACUGUGUGCAUGAAGAGCUGCUGCUACAGUGGACCAGCCUGCUCUUCGAUGACAGUUCCACAGGGGGAGCACUAGCCUGGCUGCCUCCUCAGGAUGCAAGCAGUCGCGUGGGACGCCUGGUGUACCCUGGCGGGUUGGCCAUGAACCACCUCUAUUUCCAGGAUGUGGUGCUGGAGGAACAACCUCGGGCACGGGGGCUGCCAGUGCAGUUUGAGCUUAAUGGGCGCAUCUGGCAAGUAGCUGCUACCCGGGUGGAUGGGCAAGACUUUGUCGGCGUUCGCUCUGACUACCACUGUGGUGUUUGGAGGAUGCCAGGCAAGACAGGGGCUGCCCCCAGCCCACUGCAGGUCAUCCACACUGAUGUGCCAGCCUCCUGCCUCACCGUCAGCCCAUACCUGUCUGGGGAGCUGUCAGUCUGCACCCAGAGUGGAGCCGUCUAUCUAUGGAACAUUGAGACAGGGCUGCAGCGUCUCCGCCAUGACCCCCAGACCCUGUUUUUCCGGGACCACUCACCCUGGCGCUGGAGUGACUUCACUGCUCACCCACGGGUGCUGAGCUGUGCUGACCGCACUGGCAUCCUGUGCCUGGAUGCUCGGGCCCCCACCAGCUGCCACUUCGACUUCUUCAAGGUGGGUGAGGAAGCCAAGUGCGAGCAGGGUGAACGCGUAGUACUGCCCAUGUACCUAGGUAGGGCUCAUCCCUGCCAGCACCUCGUCGCCACUCAGUUUGCCAUAUACCUGCUGGACGAGCGCUUGCCGCUGGUACCUGUGUUGAAAUGGUCACACAUGAUGAAAGCACCCCCACUGUUUGCUGACAUUGUGCCGGGGGAGUCUGGAAGGAGCCAUAAAGCGCUGCUGGGCACCUCUCAUACUCAGGAACUGCUGCUGCUGCAGUACACAGGUGAGAAACCAGGUGGCAGCCAGAAGGCCUGCCAACUUGCAGGGCCACCACAGCAGCUACACAGCAUUGCCAGCUGCCUACCUCACCUCCCCACACAGCUCCCACACCAGCACCACCUGCUCCACCAGCGCCUCAGCAUCCCCGCAGCUGGGCUGGCUGCCGUGCAGCAUGAGCAGGGCCAGCAAGAGUCCCUUCUGGUGUUCCAGCUCUCCGAGGCAGGUGAUGUCUUCUACCAGAUGCUGAGGCAUGAAGCAGCACUCUCACCUGUUCCUGACCAGGGGGACGAGGCAGAACCAGCUCCCAAUCCCAACAAGGAGGAUGAGGCAGCAGCACCCCCCAGCUCUCCCAUUCUGUUUGGCAGCGAGGAAGAAGAACAGGAAGAGGAAGAAGAGCAGACUUUCUACUUAUCCAAUCUGGAGGUGAUAAUCAAUGAUGAAGAGGAAGAGGAGGAGGGGGUAGUGGCCACGCCAGCAGCCACUGAGGAACCUGAGCCCCAGGCCAGCCCCAAGUCUGUCCCAGAUGUGCCCAGCGCACCUGCAGCUCUGCGGUACCGUCGCUGGCUGCGGGCAUUGCUGCAGGCAUGGAUGGGCUCCCCAGCAUCCUCCUGCCGAUCAGGGCCCCCUACCCUCAGCCAGCGGCGCCUCUUCACCCGCAAGGAGCUGUCAGAGAUGGCACCAAGCGUCCUACAGCAGUACCAGCUGCAGCUGCGCCAGGCCAUGCGCAAGCGGGGCCGCAUCCAGCGCUGGGAGCCAGCCCCAGAACCUCCCGGCCCACCACCCUCCUUGGAACCCAAUGCCUUGAGUGCCAGGCUAACAGCAGCAUGGAGAGGCGAGUGGGGGGCUGUGGGGCCAGCCGGCAGCACCCUGCAGAGGCAACAAGCACUGCGGGAACGGCGGCGGAGGCAGAAGCGCAGCCGGGCUCACCGCAGCCUUUCGGCCAGCUUCACCUCCUCCAUCACCUACCAGUCUGAGCUGUCCGAGCUCAGCGAGGGCGGCACUCCCCGCACCCCUCCGGCCACCCCACGGGAGGUGGCGGUGUCCUCUCCGCCCGGCACCCCACCACCACCCCCCACCGAGAUCCUGCUGUCCUCUCAGGAGCUUCGAUCCCGCGGCAUCCCCAAGGAGCGUCGGCGCACGCUGCGGGACUACCUGUCCGUGUGGGCCGAGGGCCCGCAGGAUCCCCCCGAGGCCCCCAGCAGCAUCACGGUGCAGCGCUGCAUCCCCUCCUCGCAGAGCCAGCUCUCCAGCUCACAGAGCCAGCUCUCCUCCGCCUCGCAACCGCGUCGCAAGCGGCCCCGUAUGGGCUUCUGAGCAGCAAUAAACGCGGAGCGGCACGGCUCUCGUUGUCAGGAUCCUUGGGAGAACCCACGCAGAACGCGUGGAGGUGGCGGCGCGGGCGGGUGUACGCUCGUCGGUGUGUGGGUGAGCGGGCAGCACCGCGCUCGCUUCCGGCGGGGUCCUCGCAGCGCGUGACGCGGUGCCGUCCGUGUCACGCGUGGGGGCGUGGAGGAGCGUGCGGGCCCUUUAAGGUGCGGGA
Phasianus colchicus (ring-necked pheasant) is the source of this 3408-nucleotide messenger RNA. It is a transcript of the gene TAF1C, whose product is annotated as TATA-box binding protein associated factor, RNA polymerase I subunit C. Gene Ontology annotation, cellular component: fibrillar center. Lineage: Eukaryota; Metazoa; Chordata; Aves; Galliformes; Phasianidae. Gene Ontology annotation, biological process: transcription by RNA polymerase I. Gene Ontology annotation, molecular function: protein binding; RNA polymerase I core promoter sequence-specific DNA binding. The record is from RefSeq and is a predicted model, not a curated record.